AUGGAAUACGGCGUUUAUGUUCAGCAUACUUCUGGAGGCAAUAUGAUUCUGGUGUGUCUUUAUGUUGAUGACAUAUUGCUGACAAUGGGCUAUUCUGAUGAGAUGGUCAAGUUCAAAAAGGUGUUGAUGAAUGAAUUUGAGAUGACUGACCUAGGAAAAUUGUUAUACUCUCUAAGGAUGGAGAUUUUAUAUUCUGAGAAAGGUAUCAUUGUGCAACAGCUGAAGUAUGAACUUGAGCUUCUGAAGAUAUUCAAGCUGAUAAAUUGCAAGUCUGCACUCACACUUGCUGAGACGAACCACAAGCUGGAUUCUGAUACUGAGGGUAAUGAUGUAGAUGCUACAACUUUUAAACAGUUGUUAGGCUCGCUAAGAUAUCUCUGUAAUAUUAUCCCUGACAUCUGUUACGCAAUUGGAAUGAUAAGUAGGUUUAUGAACAAAUCAAAGUGGUCACAAUACCAAGCUGUAGUUAGGAUUCUGAAGUAUAUUAAGGGGACUCUGGAGUUUGGAGUUUUGUUCUCUUAUGGAGCUGAAAAAUAUGAAGAUCAAGGUGAUGAAGCAAGUGAAAUUGACGAUUGA
Messenger RNA from Vicia villosa (hairy vetch), 576 nucleotides. RefSeq lists its product as uncharacterized. The transcript is spliced from 2 exons. The record is from RefSeq and is a predicted model, not a curated record. NCBI's taxonomy places the organism in Eukaryota, Viridiplantae, Streptophyta, Magnoliopsida, Fabales, Fabaceae. The coding region runs from base 1 to 576 and encodes 191 amino acids.